AUGGAUUAUUCGGAAUAUCUGGAGACAGCUAUAAUUGCAGCCAAAGCUGGGGGGAAGGUGAUCGUCGAUGCUUGGGAAUUGCCCCGUGUAUUCAAGACUAAACUGGUGGAACAAGACCUAGUCACUUUAAGCGACGUGGAAGUUGAAAAGAUCGUCAAGAAGAUACUCUUGUCAAAAUACCCUCAUCAUGGAUUCAUUGGGGAAGAAGAAGCCUCAGCUUCUGAAUCUUCACGUAGAUCUUCAAAGUAUACUUGGAUUGUGGAUCCGAUUGACGGAACUACAAACUUCUAUCAUGGCUUCCCAUUCGUUUGUGUAUGCAUCGCUCUGGCUAUAGACUCCAAACCAGUUGUGGGCGUGGUAUUCAAUCCAAUCUUGAAUGAGCUAUACACUGGUGUCGUCGGAAUCGGUUCCUUCUUGAAUGGCAGAUCGCUACCACUCAGCAAACGAGAUUGGCAAUCUCUCGCUCAGGCUCUUGUCAUUACAGAGUUUGGAUCAGACAGAUCGAUAGGCACUACGAAUGCAAAGAAUGAUACGUUAAAGGACUUGCUGAUUAAGGAAAAGUUCCGUGGUGUGAGAUGUUUAGGCUCAGCAGCUCUAAAUCUAUGUAAUGUCGCUAAAGGUGCUGCUGAUGUCUACUAUGAGGCUGGAUUACGAGUUUGGGAUAUUGCAGCUGCGGGCUGCAUACUGUGUUGCGCUGGAGGGAGUGUCUAUAACUGGCAUCCAGAAAACAAGAACGAUGAAAUUGACUAUUUUGUCAAUUCCAUGAUUGGUGUACGGCCUCUACCAAACCAAUCUCAAGCGACAAAAAUUGUUGCUGAUAUCAGAGCUUGUUUGAAACCUAUAAAUAUUGGAAGGGAUCACAAGUUGUGA
Synchytrium microbalum is the source of this 870-nucleotide messenger RNA. RefSeq lists its product as uncharacterized. The record is from RefSeq and is a predicted model, not a curated record. NCBI's taxonomy places the organism in Eukaryota, Fungi, Chytridiomycota, Chytridiomycetes, Synchytriales, Synchytriaceae. Gene Ontology annotation, molecular function: inositol monophosphate 1-phosphatase activity. Gene Ontology annotation, biological process: phosphatidylinositol phosphate biosynthetic process; inositol metabolic process; signal transduction. The transcript has 6 exons. The coding region runs from base 1 to 870 and encodes 289 amino acids.